AUGAUCCUGCCGCCGCAGUCCGCGACCGCCAUGCCGGCCGGCCGCACGCCGUCUCUGUCCUCGUCGUCGUCGCCGUCGGCGGCGCCGUGCUCGCGGGCGCGCGUGGGCGGUGGCCGCCCGGUGGUGCAGUGGAGGCGGAGGCACGUGCGCGAGGGGCUGCUCGUCAUCGACGAGGCGCAGCUGGCGCGCCUCAUCAAGCGACAGCCCAUCCACACGCUCUACCAGCUCGACCCCAAGCCCUUCGCCACGGGCCAGUUCGCGUCGGUGUGGCGGUGCCGGUCUCGUGAGACUGGCCAGGUGUUCGCCGCCAAGUUCUCCAGCCGCACGCGCUACGGAGACGACUGCAGUGCCGAGAUCCGCCACGAGAUCGCUCUGCUGUCGCUGUGCGCUCCCUCGCCCCGCAUCGUGCGCCUGCACGACGUCUUCGAGACAGACAACGAGAUCAUCAUUGUGCUCGAAUACGCUCCGGGCGGCGACCUGCAGACUAUUAUCGAUGACAACCUGGUGCCUUUCGAAUCGGACGUCGUCAAGUUCGUCCGCCAGCUUCUAGAGGGCCUGGUGUAUUUGCACGAACGCCGAAUCGCCCACCUCGACAUCAAGCCUCAGAACCUGGUGAUGAUGUCACAGUUCCCUGACUGCGACGUCAAGCUCUGCGAUUUCGAGAUAUCGCGAGUUGUUGUUGAGGGCGCAGAGAUCCGAGAACUGCUCGGCACACCAGACUAUGUCGCUCCUGAAAUCCUUCACUAUGAGCCGAUCACACUCGCUGCGGAUAUGUGGUCGCUAGGAGUAACGACUUACGUGCUGCUGACGGGCUUCUCGCCGUUCGGCGGUGAAACAGACCAGGAGACUUUCUGCAACAUCUCCGGCGCGCAGCUCGACUUCCCGGAGGAGCUGUUCGAGGAUGUGUCGGAGGCGGCGCAGGACUUCAUCCGCAGGCUUCUCGUGCGGGAUCCCAGGGCGCGACCGACGGCGAAGGAGUGCCUGCGCCACAGGUGGUUUACCGGCAGCAAGGUGAAGGUGAAGGCUCGCGCGAAGGACAGCGGCGGGCUGCGCAAGUACCUGUCCAAAUCGCGGGAGGCGCUGUUCGAGCGCGUGGUGCAGCAGCGCCAGCAGCAGCAGCAGCAGGGCAGCUGCCAGGACCUGCGACGGCGCACGUUGCUGUCGCAGCAGCGGCGGCGCCUCUGCGAGAGCCACGCGUCGCUGUUGGCGCCGGCGGCGGCCUCGCGGGCGCGCGCGCUCGCCGACCAGCCGUGGCCGGCGCCCGCGCUCAGCCGCUCGCGGGAGAAGCUGUACGGGCUGCGCAGCCUGUCGCGCUCCAGCGAGGCGCUGCCCAGCUCCGCCUCGCUCGACAACUGCGACGACGUCAACAGCAACGUCUGCAGCCGCGCCGCAUCGCCAGCCCGAGCGGCGUCGCCCGCGCCCGCCGACGUCACCAACAGCAACGUCUACUGCGAUGCGCCGUCCGCCGAGGACGAUCUCCUGGCGGACGUGCCGACCGCCCCGACACCGGAGCCACCUGCGGUCCGCGGUGAGUGGCGGGACGCCCCCGCAGACCUGACGUCGCCCGCGCUGCUCAGGAACUGCCUCGGCAGCGCCGUCUCCGCCAGGGCGGCAGUCGAGGCUGUGGCCGCCAACGGCGAAGAGCGCGUCGACGGUAGGGAGAACGGCUACGACAGCAACCCGGUCGAAAGUGAAGACAUCCCAGCUGCUGAACAGACGAGGACGGCAGACCCGCAAGUCGAGGACCUCGACAAGGUCCACAGGCGUCUUGGUGUAACACUUGCCCUUGAACAAAAUGCAGGUUGA
Molecule: messenger RNA, 1806 nt
Organism: Schistocerca piceifrons (Central American locust)
Lineage: Eukaryota; Metazoa; Arthropoda; Insecta; Orthoptera; Acrididae
Product: serine/threonine-protein kinase 17A-like
Exons: 10
Coding region: 1-1806 (601 amino acids)
Biological process (GO): protein phosphorylation; positive regulation of apoptotic process; intracellular signal transduction
Cellular component (GO): nucleus
Molecular function (GO): ATP binding; protein serine/threonine kinase activity
Source: RefSeq, a predicted model, not a curated record